AUGCAGAGCUGCACCUUUCCUUCUUACCGUUUUCCACUUCACCGCCUUCUUCUCAGCCCUCUUUCUGCUUUGUGGACGCAAGCACACGCGCACACACCCCAACAUGCACACGCACACACUCACACUCCGGCAGACACAGGGAGAAGGGCCGGAUUUCUUUCCGCCGACCCCGUCGAUGUGCCCAUUGCGCGUACCAAUCCCCAGAUCUCGCCUAGUUUCCCACUACAUCCACUCGCUCCUCCGCCCCCUCUUCCCCCUUCUCCCCAUCUUUCCAUCACUCCACGUAGCAUAAACCGCCAAACCAUCCUAACUUUCCGUCCGCCAUCCCGCCUAAUCAUCGUCCAACUCCUGGUUCACCGUAACCGAGGUACCGAGUUCUAUGGGGCUGACCUCCACGGCUUGUCCGCUUGA
Molecule: messenger RNA, 411 nt
Organism: Protopolystoma xenopodis
Lineage: Eukaryota; Metazoa; Platyhelminthes; Monogenea; Polystomatidea; Polystomatidae
Source: the annotation of a GenBank genome assembly